GAGAUUCCAGAGAUUUCACUAGCUGCGCUUGACUGCGACGUAGACGCACUGCGCGAGCUCUUAUCGAGGGGCGUCGCCGUCGAUUAUACGGAACCCUACCCAAACCUUACGCCUCUACAGCUGGUGUGUCGCGGGGAAGCUGACAAAGUUGUUCCGCUCGAGGACCGGGUCGCCUGUGUCAGAUUGUUGCUCGCGCGCGGGGCUUCGCUGGAGGCGGGGGUUCCGGGAAACCCGGGCUCUGACUCUUCUGCGAAUUUGACACCGCUCAUGUACGCAGCUUUGCGAGGCAAUCCGGAAGUUGCCAAAAUUUUACUAUCUGCCGGCGCCGACGCUAAUGCGUUAAUCCCGAUUGAAAAUCCAGAUGAUGAGCGCACCUGGUCGGCAUUGGUCAUGGCCGUGUUUGUUGAUCAAAGAUAUGCAAGUGGGUCCUAUGCCAUCAUCGAAAUGCUUCUCAAGGCGGGCGCGGACGCGAACCCGCCAAAAUGGGGUAGAAAGACCGUCAUGCAGAUGGCAAUCAACUAUAAUCGACGCCGCAUCUGGCCGCUAUUACUGCGGGCAGGCUCGAUUCUGCCAAUUCACCCCUAUGGUGAGAAUAGUUAUUACGACGAGACUCACCGGACAGACCCCUACUUGCUGAAAAUAGAUGCAGCGGGCGGCUUCAAGGCGUACGAGAAAGCGCACCUCACGCAGCUCCUGGCGAUAUUCGCACCAAAGUUCACGCAUCUCGUUCCGCCGGAGCUCGUGGCGCGCUUCCUCGAGUUCUCGUUUCACGUAGGCUUCUACUAA
Pelagomonas calceolata is the source of this 786-nucleotide messenger RNA. NCBI's taxonomy places the organism in Eukaryota, Pelagophyceae, Pelagomonadales, Pelagomonadaceae. The record is from the annotation of a GenBank genome assembly.